Papaver somniferum (opium poppy) is the source of this 1582-nucleotide messenger RNA. Its product is annotated as protein BIG GRAIN 1-like A. Bases 159 to 1448 code for a protein of 429 amino acids. The transcript has a single exon. Gene Ontology annotation, biological process: auxin-activated signaling pathway. The record is from RefSeq and is a predicted model, not a curated record. NCBI's taxonomy places the organism in Eukaryota, Viridiplantae, Streptophyta, Magnoliopsida, Ranunculales, Papaveraceae.
CAGAGCCCUUAAAAAGGAGAGAAAGAACCACUCACUUCUGUUCAUUCAUUCCUAGACAGAGAAACCAAAAUCACUGUUUCGGAGAAGAAAGAAAUCUCUCAUAAUUCAUUCUCUCUUUUUGCUCUGUUUUAGUUUUGUUCUCGUCUGGUUUUCUUUUGAUGGAUCAGUUAAAAUGGGAGAAAUCAUUGAGAGAAACUAGUUACAGACAUGAAAGAUCAAAAAACCCAUCAUUCUCAUCAUCUUUGCUUGAUGAAAUCUAUCGUUCUAUUGAUGAAGGAGAUGAUAAUGGUGGUGGUGGAGGUGGUGGUGGUUUUAUUAAACAAGGUGUAGAAGAAGUUAUUUACAGAGAAAAAACCAUGAAAAAGAAACAGAGUAGUGGUAAUAACAGAGAAGAGUUAAUUGAGAAUUGGAUGGAGAAAAGAAUUAUGAGUACUACUGAGAAAGUUGUACUAAGAAGGAAUUCAUUAUCAGCAGAUUUACAGAAGAAUUAUUCAUCAUCAAAUGCGAGUCGGGUUUUCAAUUCAAGUUCUUCUGAUUCUUGUUAUGGUAGUAGUGGUUUUUCAUCUUCUGAAACUGAUCAAUCAUCAAUAUACAGUUCAUCUAGAUCAUCAUCGAUGAAACCUCCUUCUAUUAAACCGAUCCGAACGAGUUUUUCUUCCGAAGAGACGAAGAAAAUUGCUUCUGUUCCUCCACAGCCAAAACCCACCAAGAAAUCAAGAGCUCUGAAGAUUUAUGGAGAUUUAAAGAAGGUAAAACAACCAAUUUCUCCUGGUAGUAAAAUUGCAAGUUUCUUAAAUUCUCUGUUUACUAAAGAAAACUCGAAAAAACCAAAGUUUUCGAGUUCUCUCAAUGGUGAUGAAUAUCAAAAUCAUAAUCGUCAUGAAGAUUCAAGAAUAUACAAAUCUGGAUAUGGUUCUAACUCAACAUGUUCUUCAGUUUCUUCAUAUUCAAGAUCUUGUUUGAGUAAAAAUAAUUCGAAUUCGAGUAAUCGGAUUAAAAGAUCUGUCCGAUUCUAUCCUGUUAGUGUCAUUGUUGAUGAAGAUUGUCGACCAUGUGGACAUAAAUGUCUAUAUGAAACCGAUGAACCAGGAUUAAUGGCGAAAUUUCGUAAACCCAACAGUGAUAACAAAUCUUCUUCAUUAAUGAAUAUGGAUGAAGAUUUGAAGUUUCAGAUAAUGGAGAAGAACAGAAGAAUUGAAGAAAAAGCUAGAGAUCUUUUGAAAGGGUAUCAGAAGAAGAAGAAUGAUUAUGAAAUGAAAGAUUAUCUCGACGAAGAGGAUGAUGAUGAUGAUGAUGAUGAUGCGGCUAGUGAUGCUAGUUCUGAUCUUUUUGAGCUUAGUAGUAUAAAUGGUGGAUCAAUUGAUCAAAGGUAUAGAGAAGAACUUCCUGUUUAUGAAACUACUCAUUUUCUUACUAAUCGUGCCAUUGCUAAUGGCUUAAUCCGGUGAUUAAUUAAUUUAAUUAAUUACAAGGAAAAGAAUCUUUUAAAUUAAAAUUAGGGAAUUGGUUUGGGGAUUUUAAUUUUAUAAGUUUUGUAUUUAUAUCCAAAAUUAAUAAUAUCCUUUCCUUUGUGUUCAUGUUC